ACAACGGAGGAGAGGCUGGUGUGGUGAAUAUCCGCGGCCUUCGGAGUGUUUUUUUAUGUUCUCGGACCAGGAAUACACAAGAUUUACUUCCCACAGCAGAAAAAAACACUGGAUAGAAACACACGGAAAGCCCUCGGUGAUUAAAUGGUGCUGGAGAACUACAGUCCCAAAUAAGGUGCAUCACUUGGAAAAUAUGUAAAGGAGAGAGGUGUCCACAGUUUGCCAGGAGUUGUUUUCUUUAUUUAUCGCUUGACAAUGGCCUACUCAAAUUAUAGCGCCCUAAACCGUGCUCAGCUCACCUUUGAGUACCUGCACACAAACUCGACAACACAUGAGUUUCUAUUUGGCGCUUUGGCUGAGCUUGUGGACAACUCAAGAGAUGCAAAUGCAACAAGGAUUGACAUAUAUACAGAGAAAAGACCUGACCUUCGUGGAGGCUUUAUGCUUUGCUUCUUGGAUGAUGGGACUGGCAUGGACCCCAGUGAAGCAACACACGUCAUUCAGUUUGGCAAGUCCAGCAAGAGGUUCCCUGAGUCCACUCACAUCGGCCAGUAUGGAAACGGUUUGAAGUCUGGCUCAAUGCGAAUUGGCAAAGACUUCAUCCUCUUCACAAAGAAAGAUGACAAAUUAACAUGUUUAUUUUUGUCCCGGACUUUUCACGAAGAGGAGGGGCUGGAUGAGGUAAUUGUUCCUUUGCCCAGUUGGGAUCUGAAAACCCAGCAGCCUCUUACUCAAGACCCAGAGAAGUAUGCAAUCGAGACAGAGCUUAUCUUCAAAUACUCUCCUUUCAAGAGUGAGGAGCAGCUCUUCCAGCAGUUCAAGAAAAUUGAGGGAACCAGUGGUACUCUGGUUAUAGUUUAUAAUCUGAAACUAAUGGACAACAGAGAGCCUGAGUUGGAUGUGCAGACUGAUCACCAAGACAUACUCAUGGCAGGGACACCUGUAGAGGGAGUAAAGCCUGAGAGGCGGUCGUUCCGUGCCUAUGCUGCUGUUCUCUACAUUGAUCCCAGGAUGAGAAUAUUCAUUCAGGGACACAAAGUCAGGACCAAGAGGCUAUCUUGCUGUUUGUAUAACCCUAGGAUGUAUAAAUACACAUCAACACGCUUUAAAACACGUGCAGAACAAGAAGUGAAGAAAGCUGACCACCUUGCGAAACUUGCGGAAGAGAAGGCCAGAGAAGCAGAGAGUAAAGCUCGCGCUCUGGAGUUGAAGUUGGGUGAUGAUUUAUCCAAAGAGGCCAGGGCUGCAUUGAGGAAGGCCCAAGAUUCAGCUUCAGCAUUACGUGCAGAAGCUAACAGAAAACAAGCCAUAUACGCAUCUAAACAGAAAGCACUCAAGGAGCCCAAAGAGCUGAACUUCAUCUUCGGGGUGAAUAUUGAAAGGCGAGACCAGGACGGCAUGUUCAUCUAUAACUGCAGUCGGCUCAUUAAGAUGUAUGAGAAGACUGGGCCGCAGCUGGAGGGAGGAAUGGCAUGUGGUGGAGUGGUAGGGGUGGUAGAUGUUCCGUAUCUUGUGUUGGAGCCAACACACAACAAGCAAGACUUUGCAGAUGCUAAAGAGUACAGACAUUUACUCAGAGCAAUGGGAGACUACCUAGCUCAGUACUGGAAGGAUAUUGGUAUAGCCCAGAAAGGCAUUGUGAAGUUCUGGGAUGAGUUUGGGUAUCUGUCAGCCAACUGGAAUGCUACACCUUCAAAUGAUGUCAGGUUCCGUCGACGCAGGGCCAUGGAGAUUCCUGUCACAAUACAGUGUGAUAAAUGUUUGAAGUGGCGUACAUUGCCGUUUCAAAUGGACGCUGUGGAUAAGCGUUACCCAGACAGCUGGGUCUGUCUCAUGAACCCUGACGGAGCACAGGACAGGUGUGAUGCACCUGAGCAGAAGCAGAAUAUACCUGUCGGUAUCUUGAAGAAAGACACCAAAACCUCAGAAGACAAACAGAAAGAGCUCUCUGAUAAAAUCCGUCAGCAGCAGGAGAAAUUAGAAGCCCUACAGAAAACCUCGACGGUAAAGUCAGCAGCAGAUGUGAAGCGGCUCCCUCUAGAGGUCAGUGGAAAGCUUGCAGAGGAGCGUACAGCACAGACUGCUACUCGGUCAUCCCAACGCACACUAGCUCGACCACGCUCACCUCCGCUUCCUGCUGUGGUCAAAAGAGCAGUCAGUCAGUCUCCUGCAGCUAAAACUCCACCCCCUAAACCUACACCUCCUUCACGUCCAACGAGAACUCCUCCUGCUCCCCCACCUCCAGCCAAAGCCAAACUGACACCCACCUCAUCUCCCAAACCAGUAAAACCCACUUCUAGAGCUGUGACAACACCUCCACUUUCAAAGCCACCAACUCGCAGGAGCGCAAUCCAGACUCGCACUACACCAUCCUCCACAAAGACGACCAGCAGACAAACUUCAGCUAGCAAGAGAGGAAGUGCCAAGAAGGGUAAAGCUCAAGAAGAAGAUGAUGAAGAAAGUGAAGAAGAUGAAGAAGAAGAGGAGGAAGAAGAAGAGGAAGAGAGCGAAGAAGAGGAGGAGCCGCAACCUAAAAAGUCCAAACUGACAGCACCUGUUCAGAGUCGUGGAAAAGGAGCAGUAGAAAAGAAGGUCCCUCCAGUCAAACAAGCAAACAACACAGAGAAAGUCAGCAAUAGUACUGAAGAAGAUUUGAAACAAGACGCUGUGAAAAAUGCCCAUAAAGAUAAAGGCAUACAGGUGGAGGCGAAGGUGAACGGAGAGUGGUUCACUGGCCGAGUGACUGCAGUAGAGACGGGGAAAGAGAGUGUGCGCUGGAAAGUGAAGUUUGAUUAUGUCCCCAUGAACACUCCAAGAGACCGCUGGGUGUUUAAAGGCAGUGAUGAUGUCCGCCUCAUGCGCCCUGCUUCACCAGAAUCACGGAGUCCAGACACUAAUCAGGUUCCAGCACGGUCUGUGACACCGCCCACGGCAGCUGAACCUGAUACGACCCAGAGCGGGCCAAGCAGGGAAACUACAGAGGGCCUUGUUACCAUGAUGAGGACAUUGCUGCGGUACUUUUUCCCACCUGAUUUUCGAAUCCCAAAAGACUCUCUAAAUACAAUGAGUGCUGAGGACCUUGUGGCUUUCCCCAUUAAAGAGUAUUUCCAGCAAUAUGAGGCAGGGCUGCAGAGUCUAUGUAACUCAUACCAGAGCCGUGCCGAGUCUCGAGCUCGGGCUGUAGAAGAGAAGAGCAGCGGAGCAGAGGCCAGGCUCAGAGAAUCUGAAGAGAAGCUCCGCAAGCUUCGAACUAACAUUGUCGCACUGCUGCAGAAAGUCCAGGAGGAUAUUGAAAUCAGCAGCGAUGAUGAACUGGAUGCCUAUAUUGAGGAUCUGGUCACCAAGGGCGAGUGAAACACUGCAGCUAUUACUCCAUCUUACCCGUCCUGCGAUGUUCUGGUUUGAUCGUGGUCACAGUUUCCCUCCUUGUUUAUCCAUAUCCUCCAUUCAUUUAAUUCUCUCAUGUUGGAUGCCACUUCAUUUCCUUUUUUCCUCCGCUAUUGACCUGAGGUUAAAGACGCAGGCAGUAUUUUCACCACUGAACGAUAGAUCAUUUUUUAAAACAAGGCUCUUUCCCCUGGCUGAUUAACUUGCAACAUGUACACUUUGAUUUUAUGGACCAAAGGAGCUGAAAAGCCUUGUAUUUUACAAGUUUCACAGAAAGUAGCGUCUCUGUUUCUCCUCAUUUGGAUUUAUAUUACUGCAUAUUUGUUUUGAGAGGUGCUUGUGGGCUUGGCGGUUUAAAGCCUUGUACUCGGUUCUGAAUAGCUCCUCAGUUUAUCAGUAUGGGCCUCCACAAAGAAGGCCCUUUGCAAAUCAGUAUAACGGUAAGUGGCUUCAGAGAAUGUCUUCUCUGAUUCCUGGUCGCUGCUAAAAAAAAUUUUGUCUCUACAAUUUCAGUGACUUUCUGUUGCCUGUGUCUUUCAUACAUGAGUGUGGGGUCCAGUACAACAGUUUUUCUUCUUUUUGAAUAAAUCUAGAGCUGUUUACCCCCUUGUUCACAACAUUUAGUUACCAUCUUUAUAUCUAAGUAUAUUUUUAAGCAGUUUUAAGAAAAUGUUCCAAUAAAAAUUCAGGAUGUAUAUGGGAA
Molecule: messenger RNA, 4090 nt
Organism: Pygocentrus nattereri (red-bellied piranha)
Lineage: Eukaryota; Metazoa; Chordata; Actinopteri; Characiformes; Serrasalmidae
Gene: morc2
Product: MORC family CW-type zinc finger 2
Exons: 27
Coding region: 256-3354 (1032 amino acids)
Cellular component (GO): nucleus
Molecular function (GO): zinc ion binding
Source: RefSeq, a predicted model, not a curated record